UUUCACUGUUCAUAAGGUUUAAACGGAGUUUCAUUGUGCCACUAGACGUGACUUAUCAAAAUGUCAACUGACUUUAGUCGUCAGCCGUUCUUCUACAAUUACGGUCAAAAUCCAACCCACGUUAACAUCAAGAUGGAGCAGAUCGAACCACAGCUAAUCGCCGAGGAUUACUACAGCGGCUUCCCGACAAUCAACGGCCAAGGGCUCUCCUUGUCCAGUAUGAUGAUGAUGCAGAACUACGAUAACGCCAUCUCCUAUCCAGAAAGUUGGAUGACUCCUUCGCCGUCCAGUUUUGGUUCCGAGAGUCCAGAUUACUAUCCGAUGAGCUCUCCAGCCUUCAUCGACGUUGAAGAGUGCAAAGAAAAUCUGCUGAAGCAAGCUGCCUUGAAUUCGACAGUAGUGCUGCCACAAACACCGCCAAGUUUGAUCCCUUCAUCGCUUGAUCUCGCCAAUCCAGCCACAGCCGUACUUCCAGUCAAGAAACGCCAAUACCGGAAAUCAUCAAAGCAACAGUUGAAAAAUCAACAACAAUCGACGGAAACCAAGGCAACCACAAUCGUCGAUCCAUCAUCGGCAUCCUGUCAAUCGCUCGUGUACGCCACGGCCAUCAAAUCACUCGUCUCUUUCGAUGUAGCAACGAAUAGUCCAACAGCCCCAGCAGUCAUCAUCGGCAAACGGAAACGCAAACCGGUAUCGCCUCAAAUCAAGAAAAAGCGACGCCUAGCGGCCAACGCUCGGGAACGCAAACGCAUGCAGAGCCUGAACGACGCGUUUGAUCGUUUGCGCAAAAACCUACCGAAUCUGGGCAACGAUCGGCAACUGUCCAAACACGAGACGCUCCAGAUGGCCCAGGAAUACAUCACGGCGCUGUGGCAGUUGUUGCAGUAGGAACCUCUCCUGGAAACCACCAAGCAACGAUGGCCGAUGUCGAAACGAGUGAUUCUUAGUCAGUAGCUGCGUAAGACGAUGAUGAUGUUGGCUAGAAUAAGUGUGUACAUUGCAUUGACCCCGAUGAUCCCGCUGAAAGUAUCCGAGAGGCUCUUUUGCUGAGCCUAGGAAACGUCAAAAACUCCUGCCCCGGAAUUGUCCCGAGUUAGGAGUCUCUUUGUUCCCAGUGCCAGUUGAAUUGUAUUAUAACACUGAAAUACGUUACCCGUUAGAUCAGUUUAAUUUAUUUUUUAUUGGAAAAAGUGUAUCUACUGUAUUAUUACUACGUUUAGUUAGCGUUAAGUUUGAUGUAAAAACUAACUUAUUUUAUCGACAAA
This is a messenger RNA of Uranotaenia lowii, 1265 nucleotides long. RefSeq names its product protein atonal-like. The record is from RefSeq and is a predicted model, not a curated record. The transcript has a single exon. Gene Ontology annotation, molecular function: protein dimerization activity. Lineage: Eukaryota; Metazoa; Arthropoda; Insecta; Diptera; Culicidae. Bases 61 to 888 code for a protein of 275 amino acids.